Panicum hallii is the source of this 1178-nucleotide messenger RNA. Its product is annotated as ethylene-responsive transcription factor ERF071-like. The coding region runs from base 158 to 730 and encodes 190 amino acids. Gene Ontology annotation, molecular function: DNA-binding transcription factor activity; DNA binding. The record is from RefSeq and is a predicted model, not a curated record. Gene Ontology annotation, biological process: regulation of DNA-templated transcription; ethylene-activated signaling pathway. NCBI's taxonomy places the organism in Eukaryota, Viridiplantae, Streptophyta, Magnoliopsida, Poales, Poaceae. The transcript is spliced from 2 exons.
AUCAUUCAUUCAGGCCACCAAAACCACGCUACGCAACAAGCCUUGCAUCGUGCGCUUGCUGCUUCUGCUGCGGCUUCCCCGCCUAAUCUUGUGGCUCACGAGAGAGCCAGAUACCUGGUCUACCUGUAGGGAUCGGAGGUGCUGUCCCUUGACCAUAAUGUGCGGCGGAGCCAUCAUCGCCGACUUCGUCCCCGCCGGCGCCCGCCGCCCGGCGAGCUCCAUCACCGGCGACACCGCCUCCAUCCUCUCCGGUGAAGAGGAGCUGGUGAAGGCGGAGGCGAGGGUGCCGGCGCCGGGGCGCAAGACGGCGUACCGCGGGAUCCGGCGCCGGCCCUGGGGCCGCUGGGCGGCGGAGAUCCGCGACCCGCGCAAGGGCGCGCGGGUCUGGCUGGGCACCUACGCCACCCCCGAGGACGCCGCGCGCGCGUACGACGUCGCCGCGCGCGAGAUCCGCGGCGCCAAGGCCAAGCUCAACUUUCCGCCCGCCGUCGGCGCGGGCGCCCCGGCGGCCAAGAGGCGCCGCAGGGUCCCCGCGGCCGAGGAGAGCUCCGGGUCGUCGUCCUACCCGGCGGCCGCCGUCAUGGGGCCGCCGGGCGUCGGUGGAGCGGAAACGCUGCGGGACUGCAUGUCCGGGCUGGAGGCGUUCCUGGGGCUGGAGGACGCGGACGCCGCACCGGGGGACGGCGCCGACGUGGAGGCCUGGGACGCCGUCGACCUCAUGUUCGCCUAGUGGCUGGCCUAUAGGAGUACGCUUGUGCGUGCCGUCGCCGUGAACGGCCGCGGCUGCAGGCUGUUUGCAGCUGCCGUUUUGGAUCGACCGAGCAGUCUUUCUGCAGGCAGAAAAAAGAAAAACUAAUUUUGCGCCCUCCAGCUGGGUGGCGUUAAAGCCAGUUCCGAUUUACAAUGCAAGUAGUGGGAUAGCUAGUUAAGUUUGUUUAGCUUGUCGGUAAAUAAACCAGAGUGUGAUUAGGCGGAGCUCCAGGCUCUGCUAGUUGCUGCUGGGCAUAGCCUAGCUAGAGAUAUAUAGUAUUAUUCCAGAGUGCUGGAUGAGCGAGUGAUGAUCUUGUAUGCUCACGCUGGGUCAUCUCAUCAUGGAUGAGCAUCCGGUGUCCCAUUGUCAGUCAUCUAGGAUCUGAGCAACUUAACUUGGUUAAGUACAGUACUCCCUCUGUUUAGUA